GCUCUUCCAGCGCCUGCGCAGCCGCGGGCGGGGCCGGGACGGGGGUUCGGGGGGGGAUCCGGUGCUAUGAAAGGGACCGCGGCAGCGCCCGCCCCAGAGCCGCUUCCCCGCUCCGCACCGGCGGCCGCCCCGGAGCCGCUGCCCUCACCAUGAACAGAGGCUUCUCAAAGAAGAGUCACACGUUCCUGCCUAAGAUAUUUAGGAAAAUGUCUACUCAAUCAGCCAAAGAAAGACCCGAGAGCUUGCACUUCCCCUUCCUCGACGAUGAAGACACCGUCUCCACGGUCAAAGAAUCUAAAACCUUCUUCAUUUUACGAGGGCUGCCCGGCAGCGGCAAGUCCACCCUGGCCCAGGCUAUCCAGGAGAGGUAUAAAGAUGCCUGCAAGGUCAUCUCGGUCGAUAACUACAAAAUCACACCUUCGAUAAGAAGCACCAUUCCUGAAGAAUAUUCCAAGGUGGAUGAGGAUCUAGUUGACUAUUGCAAACGAGAUAUCAGCGUUAUCGUUUUGGACGACACUCACCACGAGAGGGAACGGCUGGACCAGCUCUUCGAUAUCGCUGACAAAUACCGCUACAAAGUCAUCUUUGCCGAGCCCAAAACCCAGUGGCGAAUGGAUUGUUUGCAGCUGAAGGACAAGAAUCAAUGGAAACUGUCGGUGGAAGAGCUGAAGAAGAUGAAGCCCAGCUUGGAGAAGGAAUUCCUGCCCAUGUAUUUCGGGUGGUUUUUGAGCAAAAGAAGUUCAGAGAUCCUGAGGAAGGCUGGCCAGGCCUUCUUGGAUGAGCUUGGGAGUCUCAAAGCCUUCAAAAAGGAGAGUAAAUACUUUGCUUCUGCUAUCGAAGAUCCCAAAAUAAAGAUAGAUCUCACCAGCUACUUUGUGAAGAGGCCGCCCGGGGUCCUGCACUGCACCGCAAAAUACACCGACUUCGGGAAGGCAGCGGGAGCCGAGGAAUACGCACAGCAAGAGGCUGUGAAAGCUGCUUACGGCAAAGGCUUCACGCUGUCCAUCUCCGCCCUGUUCGUCACCACAAAAACUGUCGGCGCCCGCGUGGAGCUGAGCGAUCAGCAGCUGCUGCUCUGGCCCGCGGACGCCGAUAAAACCGCGCCCGCCGACAACCUCCCGCGGGGCAGCCGGGCCCACGUCACCCUGGGCUGCGCCAGCGGCGUCGAGGCCGUUCAGACCGGGCUGGAUCUGCUGGAGUUCGUGAAGCUGGAAAAGGCCGGGAACAAAGGGGAUGAAGUGGGGGAAAUCGGAGGGGGGAAGCUGCUGUAUUUCAAUAACGGUAUGUGGAUGCUCGUCCUGUCGAAAAAGAUCGAUGUGAAGGCGAUAUUCUCAGGUUACUACGGGAAGGGGAAACUUGUGCCAACGCAGAGCACCAACAAACGGGGCUCUGCUUUUAGCUCCUGCACCAUCAUCUAGGAGCAGCAGCUGGCUUGUUGGUUGGGUUUUAAAAGGCGAGUAACUCCUGUAACCUGUUAAAGUGUAAAGAGAAAUAAUUCUACCUGUACUAAAGUAAACCCUUUGCCAACCCCAGCGUGAAGCCUCUGGGGAGGGAGUUUACCGGCCUCAGGACGAGGAAGAAAACAAGCAAACGCAGGUCACUGAAGCGCUGCUGAGCGUAUUCUAAGGGAAGAGUUGUGGCAAGAACUAACCCCGGUCUUCUGCUUGUUUUCUUCCUUGGAGGAAGAUCUCCCAGGUCUUUUAUAACCUCCCUCUGAACCACAAUCGUUAGGUCUUUACCUGUCGGCACCACGAGCAGUCGCAGACCAGAGCCUGCGCAGAACUGCUCCGACGCCGAGGGAACCGUGACCGUCUCUCCCCUUCUCCCCAACAUCGGCCACCGUGGCUGAAUCACCGGGUUAAAGAUGAGCGAGACCUCAACUGUGCAUCGUUUCUGUCGAGCGGUUCAGCACCCACAGAGGUCGGUUCUGCAGCUGGUUCAUGCUUGCAUGUGCGCGCUGCACGGCGGCCAGAAGCAAAGCAAAACCAACGAAACCACCCAGAAAAGGGAAAGCAGCGACACACGGGGGGGACAUUCGGUUCCCGCAUCCAUCACACCAGGGAGGGCUGCACCGGCGUCCCCGGCCCGUAGGGAACAACCUGCCUUGGCAGGGGGUGGAAGAGAUGGACUAACGUCUUUUCCAUCUGAUUCUAUAGGAACUAAAAUCAUGUCUGAAGUACAGAGCCGUACUUCAUGCAAGAUUUUACUACUUUUCUCUAAUGCACUUGAAUGUUAAGGUAGGACGGCUGUAACCUUGUAAUGUAGGAAGUGGAGAUAUAACCGCGUAACUCAAACCUAAACCGGUGGCUGGACAGCAGUUAAUGAUCGAGCACUUCUGUUAUUAAAACUGUUUUAGCGAAACUUAUGUUUUUUUCUCUUAGCCAGCCCGUUUCCCAUUGCUCCGUGUGUGUGUGGUCACUAUUUACCGUAACACAAAGCUAACGCAUCCAGGUCAGGACAAAACUCACGCUACAGCUCAGUGUUUGAACCGGAUAGUGAAUUAACCCCGUGUUAACGUCUGUAAAUACUCACUGUGUUUGCCAAGCGUGUGCUGGGCUCGUGUCUGCACCGGAACCAGCGCGGGGGCCGAUGGGGCAAACGCUCUGCAAGGUGACGAACAGAGUAAUUCCUGCUGUUACAAUGACAAAUUAUAACAAAAAAAUCAUAUAUACGCCCCCACACUUGUAUUCGUUCAACAGACAAAGCCUUGGUAGCUCCCCAUGUUCAGCUCGGGCCUUUGCUAAAGCUCACGCGGGUUUGUUCCAUCAGAGCUCGGCUGCCCAGGCCAGCCCCUCUCCCUCCGGGUCACAUCCAGCACUGACACGCACCGCUGGAAUAUCUUUAGUUGCCUGUUCAAGAACAACAGGGAGACUGUCGUCGUUUUACAUUUUUAUUAGUUUGUACAUCAUAUACAGUUUAUAAUAAAGUAAACCAAUUGCA
This is a messenger RNA of Columba livia (rock pigeon), 2940 nucleotides long. It is a transcript of the gene CNP, whose product is annotated as 2',3'-cyclic nucleotide 3' phosphodiesterase. The record is from RefSeq and is a predicted model, not a curated record. Bases 150 to 1418 code for a protein of 422 amino acids. Gene Ontology annotation, molecular function: 2',3'-cyclic-nucleotide 3'-phosphodiesterase activity. The transcript is spliced from 4 exons. Gene Ontology annotation, cellular component: membrane; cytoplasm. Gene Ontology annotation, biological process: cyclic nucleotide catabolic process. Lineage: Eukaryota; Metazoa; Chordata; Aves; Columbiformes; Columbidae.